CGCGUCUCUUCGCCUCUCCGUUCUUCUCGCCCGUUCACUCGGAGAUCCCGACUUCUGGAGAGUUCAACCAAAACACUGUCUGAGCGAACCCCGACGUCGACUCGCUUGUGCGGAAAUCUUCUGUUUUAGUGCCUCCGCCAGUGAUUCGCAACGCACGCACAACUUUGAUGGGGACUUUGAUCAAAGGGCGGGAAAAUGCCUGUUAUGAAAGGAUUGCUCGCGCCACAAAACACAUUUUUGGACACCAUCGCGACGCGUUUUGACGGGACCCACAGCAACUUCAUCCUGGCCAAUGCGCAGGUGUCUCAGGGCUACCCUAUCGUGUACUGCUCGGAUGGCUUCUGCGAGCUGACGGGCUUCGUGCGCUCCGAGGUGAUGCAACAGUGCUGCGCCUGCAAGUUCCUCUACGGCCCCGAGACCGACGACGCCAUCAUCCAGCACGUCGACGCCGCCCUGCAGGGGCGCAGCGAGUUCAAGGAGGAGAUCGUGUUCUACAAGAAAACAGGUGCUCUGUUCUGGUGUCUGCUGGACAUCGUUCCCAUCAAGAAUGAGAAGGGGGAUGUGGUUCUCUUCCUGUGUUCAUUUAAGGACAUCACUGACACCAAAACCAAGUCCCUCCCAGAAGGAAAGAGAGAAGAGCACCUUCAAGGGCAUGUCAAGGGCGGGUCCCCCUUUGGCUCCGCCCGCACGCGGAGCAGCACAGUACUGUACCACAUCUCAGGACAUAAGAAGCACAAGAACAAGAUCAAACUCAACAAGAAUGUUUUUGGGGACCCCCCUGCCCUGCCAGAGUACAAGGUCGCCGACGCCAAGAAGUCAAGGUUCAUCCUGUUACACUUCAGCAGCUUCAAGGCGGGCUGGGACUGGCUGAUCCUGCUGGCCACCUUCUACGUGGCCGUCACCGUGCCCUACAACGUGUGCUUCAUCGGAGACGAGGACAUCACGCGCAGCACGACUGUGACCGACAUCGCCGUGGAGAUCCUCUUCAUCAUCGACAUCGUGUUCAGCUUCCGCACGUCCUACGUGAGUAAGUCUGGCCAGGUGAUCUUCGACGCGCGUCAGAUAUGCUUCCACUACCUGACCACCUGGUUCGUCAUCGACCUGGUGGCAGCCCUGCCCUUUGACCUCCUGUACGCCUUCAAAAUCAGCGUGGCUUCUGUGGUCCACCUGCUGAAAACGGUGCGCUUGCUGCGGAUCAUUCGACUCCUGCAGAAAAUGGACCGCUACUCCCAACACAGCACGGUGGUGCUGACGCUCCUCAUGUCCAUCUUCGCCCUGCUGGCUCACUGGAUGGCCUGUAUCUGGUACGUCAUCGGCAAGAAGGAGAUGGAGGCCAACGCACACACCUGGGACAUCGGCUGGUUGCAUGAGCUGGGGAAGCGUCUGGAGGCUCCGUACGAGAGUGUGAACAGCUCAGUGAGCCUGUCAGGAGGGGAGGGCGGGGGCGGGGCCGCGGCCGGCGGAGGCCCCUCCCUCCGGAGUGUGUACAUCGCCUCGCUCUACUUCACCCUCAGCAGCCUGACCAGCGUGGGCUUCGGCAACGUCUCGGCCAACACCGACGCCGAGAAGAUCUUCUCCAUCUGCACCAUGCUCAUCGGAGCACUGAUGCACGCUCUGGUGUUUGGUAACGUGACGGCGAUCAUCCAGAGGAUGUACUCACGCUGGUCUCUGUACCACACGCGCACCAAAGACCUGAAGGACUUCAUCCGCGUGCACCACCUGCCUCAGCCCCUCAAGCAGCGCAUGCUGGAGUACUUCCAGACCACCUGGUCCGUCAACAACGGCAUCGACUCCAAUGUGCUCUUGAGGGACUUCCCGGAUGAGCUGCGUUCAGACAUCACCAUGCACCUGAAUAAGGAGAUCCUGGAGCUGUCGGUGUUCUCGUCGGCGAGCCGCGGCUGCCUGCGCUCGCUCUCGCUGCACAUCAAGACGUCGUUCUGUGCCCCCGGCGAGUACCUGCUGCGUCAAGGCGACGCCCUCCAGGCCCUCUUCUUCGUCUGCUCCGGCUCCAUGGAGGUGCUCAAGGACGGCAUGGUGCUCGCCAUCCUCGGUAAAGGAGACCUGAUUGGUGCUAACAUGAGCAUAGAGGCCUGUGUGAUUAAGACCAAUGCGGACGUGAAGUCUCUGACCUACUGCGACCUGCAGUGCAUUAACCUGCAGGGCCUGCAUGAGGUGCUAAACCUCUACCCCGAGUACUCACACCGCUUCUGCCAGGACAUCCAGCACGACCUCACCUACAACCUGAGAGAGGGACACGAGAGUCACGUCAUAUCAAGAACAAUAUCCAAUAAGGCCAUAGAUCCACAAGUGGAUGGGCGUGGCAAUGGAGGAGUCAUCCAGCGCUACCAGCCAAUCAGAGAGCAGCAAGAUGAGGAAAGGGAUGUGGAGGAGUCAGAGGAGGACGAGGAAGAGACUGUUCUGUUCUUCGGCGAUGUGCCUGAUAUGAUCCAGAUCAGCACAGCAGAGCUGGCAGCUAAAGCAGAGGAAACCAGAGGUCAGCUCUGCCAUCUAGACCAAGAGGUCACCUCUCUGGGCCAGGAGGUAGCAGAGCUGAGCCGUGUGAUGAGGAGCCUGGCCUUCCUCAUGGAAUCCCUCCUCACGUCACCCCGCGCCCCCCCCACCUGCUCCGCCCACUCACACCCCCCCGCCCCGCACCCCUGGACACCCUGCAUCCCUCUACUGCCCCACCUCGUACAGGUGCAUCCUGGGACAUCUGCAGGGGGGGAGCUGCCCGUGCCCCCCGGGCCCCAAAACCUCCAGCUUGUCCCCCCCCCCAUCGCCUCUUCUAUCCCCCCUGGACACAUGACCCCCCGGCCCCCCUCGCCCAAGGGCUGGGCCCCUCCCCGCAAUCGCUCCCUCAGCCUGGAGACCAUGCCGGCAUCACCACCUCCAUACUCCUACCACCUCAACCCUGGGACCUUCCCCAGGACGGGGCUGCCUUCUCUGGGGGAGAGGCCUCAGGGUUGCCCCCCUCACCCUGGAUGUCUGUAGCCGAGCCAAUGUGUGGACUGAACACUAACUGCUGGAGACUACUAGGGAACUGCUCCAGAUGGACAGACCCCCCCUCUCUCUCUCACCCCUCUUUCUCUCUCUAUCUCUGGACAUGUGAAACAUAACUUUUUUUCCUUUUCUUUCGUAAUGGAUCCAUCUUCAGACCGUGGAGAUAACCCUGGUCUGCCGUUUGGUCUCUGCCGUCGCACUGGCCCAGCUCUCUCCUCAGACAGGCACACAGGGCCUGAGACACUGGGGUCUGCUGGGUGGGUGGUGGUCUACUCUGGAGGUCUCCAAAGAGGUGACGGAUCAGAGAUGGUGGACCAGCCGUUCUGUUGGAGGGACAGAUCGUCGCUGCUUGUGUGUCUGACUGCAUGGAAUCAGACAGACAGUAGUGUAGCCAUAGACCAUAGGUGGAGAUGCUCUCU
Clupea harengus (Atlantic herring) is the source of this 3419-nucleotide messenger RNA. It is a transcript of the gene kcnh8, whose product is annotated as potassium voltage-gated channel, subfamily H (eag-related), member 8. The record is from RefSeq and is a predicted model, not a curated record. Lineage: Eukaryota; Metazoa; Chordata; Actinopteri; Clupeiformes; Clupeidae. Gene Ontology annotation, biological process: regulation of membrane potential; potassium ion transmembrane transport. The transcript is spliced from 16 exons. The coding region runs from base 196 to 2991 and encodes 931 amino acids. Gene Ontology annotation, molecular function: voltage-gated potassium channel activity. Gene Ontology annotation, cellular component: plasma membrane.